AUGACAACACCAGCAUACACUCUUUUAUGUAUACGAUCUUUCAUGUUUUUACUAUGUUUCAGCAUUGGCUUUGGUCGUAAAAUCCUAAAAGAUAACCUCGUUGAAGCAACCGAGCUUAGAGCCGCUCUGGUCACUAACUCCGAAGCUACUGAUAUUUCGAGUAUUAUUGGUUUGGGAGAGGUGGGAAGCCAUCAAGAGAUGCAUCACAUUUACAUAGGAACAGGUAAAGAUCCGAGUCUUGGAAAUAAACAAGACAAUAUAAACUCUGCCCCAAGAAAGAUUAUAAGGGGUACCGUUUCCCUCUCAUUGUCAUUUCCUAUCAUCAAGAUUCGGGUUCCUAUUCCGAAUCCAAAUUUUACGGUGGCCGAGGAAAACCAACUCAAUGAAGAAGAGAUUAAAGGCAUUGUCAUAACUCCAACGAAGACUAAUGAGUUUGGUAUUUCCCUUAAUGGAAAUGGCGGUGCAGAGCUCGGAUUCAGCUACCAAAAACCAUCCCCAACAACCGCAUAUUGA
Messenger RNA from Capsella rubella, 513 nucleotides. RefSeq lists its product as uncharacterized. The transcript has a single exon. Lineage: Eukaryota; Viridiplantae; Streptophyta; Magnoliopsida; Brassicales; Brassicaceae. The record is from RefSeq and is a predicted model, not a curated record. Bases 1 to 513 code for a protein of 170 amino acids.